Messenger RNA from Arachis stenosperma, 816 nucleotides. RefSeq lists its product as uncharacterized. Bases 59 to 670 code for a protein of 203 amino acids. The transcript has 6 exons. The record is from RefSeq and is a predicted model, not a curated record. NCBI's taxonomy places the organism in Eukaryota, Viridiplantae, Streptophyta, Magnoliopsida, Fabales, Fabaceae.
CUCAUGAAAUUAAACUACAAUAAUAUUUCUCUUCUUCCUUAAUUUCUUCCUAAUAAUAAUGGGAACAUUCAAAUGCAGAGUUUUCUCUGUUGUUCCAUUUUAUCUCUUCUUAUUGACUCUCUUCACUUGCAACCAUUCUUCUGCUUCGGAAGAUGAAUGCAAAACAGCAUUUUGUGGGAUGGGAACAUGCCAUGAAACAUGGGCAGGUUUCGAAUGCGAUUGUAAGCAUGGUUGGUCGAAGAUUCAACUUGGUCCCUUCUCAUCUCCUUGUGUUAUUCCUAAUUGUACCUUUGAUAGCCAAUGUCAUGUACCUCUUCCAUUUCUUCCUCCAGCUCCUGCUCCUCCUUCUCAUAAAUCUAGUUGUUUUUAUUGUGGAGAGGGAACGUGUGAGGAAAAAGGGUUAUUGAACGUUGUAUGUCAUUGCAAUGAAGGCGCCGCCAAUCUCUUCAACGAUCCACACUUCCCUUGCUUUCCCAAAUGUGCUAUAAGAGCAAAUUGUAGUGAUGGAAUUGAUCUUGGCUUCGGAAGUGAUCCACCGCCAUCACCACCACCACAACAAUCUGGCUCCCCUGGAUUUUCCGGCGGGUCAGGUGAAAUGCCGAACAGCUCAAGGGAACUCCAUAAACUAACUACCAUGGUGUUGGCAACAAUAUUUCUAAAUUGGAUUUAAAUUUGUAUUAACAAAUAAAUUAGUAAAAGUAAAAUUCCAUUUGUUUCAAUAAUCUUAUGACUGAAUAUGAGAAAGGUGUGAUCCAACAAGGUUGAAAGAGGCAAAAUCAUAUCUUGAUUUUUUGUCAAGAGCUUAACACUAUUCUU